Penicillium robsamsonii is the source of this 1728-nucleotide messenger RNA. Its product is annotated as NRAMP family metal ion transporter. The transcript has 3 exons. Gene Ontology annotation, molecular function: cadmium ion transmembrane transporter activity; G protein-coupled receptor activity; manganese ion transmembrane transporter activity. Gene Ontology annotation, biological process: intracellular manganese ion homeostasis; iron ion transport; G protein-coupled receptor signaling pathway. The coding region runs from base 1 to 1728 and encodes 575 amino acids. The record is from RefSeq and is a predicted model, not a curated record. NCBI's taxonomy places the organism in Eukaryota, Fungi, Ascomycota, Eurotiomycetes, Eurotiales, Aspergillaceae. Gene Ontology annotation, cellular component: membrane.
AUGAAUUGCCCAUCACGGACUGACGACACACUCAAAAACCCGAGCUGGAAUCAAAGCCCACCGCCCUUCAGCCCGGACGCUACUGUGCGAAAUGACUUCAAUGGUCUCGCCAAUUCUAGAGUCCAUCGCAGACAUGCCAAUUCUGCAAAUGCAGCAGGAGAUGACUCAUUUUCUAUAGACAGACCGAACAGUUGUCAAGAGCCAGACCCCGGAAAAGAAAAGGUCACCAGCGGCGAAGUGAUCGCUGCCGACUCGGGGGUGGAUCCACCCCCGAGGAGCAGCCGAUCACCUCGCCGUCCUUUUUUUACUUGUUUGACAUCUUCUACUCUGCAUUGCGCUCGAAGCCUUGCUAAAUUCACCCGCUUCAUCGGCCCUGGUUUCCUCAUCGCGGUUGCAUAUAUCGACCCCGGAAAUUACGCCACCGAUGUCGCAGCUGGUGCAGACUUCAAGUAUGCCUUGUUGUUCAUUGUGCUCAUUUCCAACCUAUUUGCAAUCCUUCUGCAGUCCCUGUGUAUCAAGCUGGGCUCGGUGACUGGUUUGAAUCUGGCCGAAAAUUGCCGAGAGCACCUUCCGAGAUGGCUAGUGAUUUUUCUUUAUGUCCUCGCGGAAGCGGCCAUUAUUGCAACUGAUAUUGCAGAGGUGGUUGGAUCAGCGAUCGCAUUGAACUUACUGUUCAAUCUUCCCUUGGUAGCUGGUUGCGCUAUCACACUGGUGGAUGUUCUUUUCAUUCUCAUUUUCUACCGACCAAAUGGCAAGAUGUGGGGACUCAGACUGUUCGAGUUCUUUGUAAUGGCUUUGGUGUUAGGUGUUGUCGUUUGCUUUUGCAUUCAGCUCUCACUUAUAAAAGACCAGUCAGUUGGUGAAGUGUUCCGCGGAUAUCUACCAUCUUCAGCCAUCGUUAAAUCAGAAGGUCUUUACCAAAGUUGUGGAAUCCUCGGUGCCACUGUUAUGCCACACUCCCUGUUUCUUGGUAGCGGCGUGGUUCAAUCCCGUCUCAAGGAAUUCGACGUCAAUUCUGGCUAUGUGGAGUCCACUGUGCCUUUAGGGAACGCCGACGGCGAAGUGAAAUAUCGCCCGUCGAUCCAUGCAAUCCGCGACUGUAUGAAGUACUCGAUCAUUGAGUUGUCGCUCUCACUUUUCACCUUCGCCCUUUUUGUGAACAGUGCAAUCCUAAUUGUCGCGGGUGCUUCUCUCUAUGGUGUUCCUGGCGGAGACAAUGCUGACCUCUUCGGAAUCCACAGCCUGCUCUCCAAGUCGAUCGCGCCAGCUGCAGGCUUAGUAUUUGCUCUCGCCCUGCUACUGUCGGGUAUUUCCGCUGGAAUUGUCUGCACGAUUGCUGGUCAAAUGGUGAGCGAGGGGAUGCUGAACUGGACCAUCAAACCAUGGAUGCGAAGACUCAUCACCCGCUCGAUCAGUAUCAUUCCUAGUAUCAUCAUUGCUGCGGCUGUUGGCAAGGAAGGCCUCGACAGGACUUUGACUGCGAGUCAGGUUGCUCUGAGCGUUCUUCUGCCAUUUGUCUCGGCGCCUCUCAUCUGGUUCACUUGCCUCAACCGCUACAUGACUGUUCGAACUGAAGAAGCUCCCGAACGAGAGGGUGAAGUUGAUGUAGUGACAGUUCCGAUGCGGAAUAAUCUAGCCACUUCGGUGGUUGCAGUCCUUGUGUGGAUUGUCAUCGUUGUGAUGAAUGUGGCCCUGCUGGUGCUGGUGGGAAUGGGCAAAGCGUCUUAA